Molecule: messenger RNA, 2082 nt
Organism: Hemicordylus capensis (graceful crag lizard)
Lineage: Eukaryota; Metazoa; Chordata; Lepidosauria; Squamata; Cordylidae
Gene: FAS
Product: Fas cell surface death receptor
Exons: 9
Coding region: 96-1007 (303 amino acids)
Biological process (GO): necroptotic signaling pathway; negative regulation of apoptotic process; extrinsic apoptotic signaling pathway in absence of ligand
Cellular component (GO): external side of plasma membrane; CD95 death-inducing signaling complex; membrane raft
Molecular function (GO): protein binding; tumor necrosis factor receptor activity
Source: RefSeq, a predicted model, not a curated record
CUUUUAUUUACAUUGCUGCUGACUAAAAAGGGGAGGGCAUUUCUCAGAAGUGUUUUUGUUUCUCUUUAGAAGUCGUCUUGUACGGUGAAGGCAACAUGGACUGUCUCUGCCUCUUCCUCCUCUUUUUUAUACUUGACUUGAUUAGUGCUGGAUCCUCUUCUAAUAAUAAUUCUCAAUGUGAGCAGCCUGUUGGAAGGGAUAAGAAAUGUCCACCAGGUUACGUUUUAUGCUCAACAAAUGAACACUUUUGUAAAAAAUGCAAAAAUGGAGAAGAGUUUAUGGAUUAUCGCAAUCAACAUUCCGAUUGCCUGCGGUGCAACCAAUGUGACUUGGAGCAUGGUUUUGAAGUUAAAAGUGCCUGUACAAGCUCCCAGAACAUAAUAUGUAAGUGUAAGCCUGACUUCUUUUGCGAUGGGGAAGUGGAAUCAUGCCUUCACUGCAAUCCAUGUGAUAAAUGUGAAAAUGGCAUAAUUGUUGAAAAAUGUACCCAGACCAAAAACACCAUAUGCAAACAAAAACAGAAUUUGCUAUGGCUCUGGGUAAUGAUUCCAAUUGUCAUCAUCGUCAUCGUUGUCAUCGUGGUUUUAAUAAAGAAGUAUGAUAAACAAAAUACAGUUCACCAAGGAAGAAGGGACGACAGACCAGAGCUAAUUGUAAUGGAUCCUCUAAUUGAUAAAGAUAUUGAUUUGACCCCUUACAUUUCUGAAAUUGCAAGAGAGAUGACCUUAAAAGAAGUCAGGUCAUUUGUUCGGAAUCAAUCAAUGCCACGUGGUAUGAUAGACCAAAGUAUCGAAGAUAAUUUACAUGAUUCUGCUGAGCAGAAAAUAGCACUGCUCAACUGUUGGUAUGAAUAUCAAGGCAAAAGAGGUGCUUACAAAACUUUAGUCAAUACCCUGAGAAAGCUUAAUUUACAUGCCACUGCUGAGAAGUUGCAACAAAAAAUCUCAGAUAGUCAAAAUAUAGCUGCCGAUCAAAACAUCACUUUUCUUGAUGAGAAUCCACAGUAAUAAUAUGUAAUCAGAUCAAAAUGACUACUAAACAUUUUAACUUUUGUUAAAAAUUUUGUUUUUACAUAUAGUUCCAGCAACUUGCACUCUCCUUAUUAAAUGUGAUAUUAUAUGUUGUUUAUCACCAUGUGCUAAACAUGUAUCAUAAAAAUAUCUACAAUUUGGGGAGAACCAUGUGCCUGCUGUUAACUUGAGCUAAAACUACACACCAGCUUUGAAAAGAGAAAGGAGUUAUAGCUGGGGGUGGGCAGGACUGAUACUGAAGCAGCAGCAACCAAAGGAAAUAGAGUGAAUAUUCCUACAAUCCAUUUUAUUUUCUGGAGAAAACAAAUCUACCUCAUGGAAAGCAUAAUUUUCAACUGCAGAACCAAAACUGGAGAAUAUUUUGCAGAGCCAAUUUUUUGUUGGUUGGUUGGUUGGUUGGUUGGGGGGGCAUGUCAUAGAAUUUUUGCUCUAUGAAUUGUUGUAAAAAAACAAAUCUCUGCAGUAGAGAGACCCAUUAUGUCCCAGUAGCUAGAAAGUCGGACUGGGCUGAAUUCUCAGAAAAUUGGGUACAAAUUGCUUGAUUUGCUGUGAACCCAAGUCACUGUCUUUCAGCCUCAUUUCUCCACCUAGAAAGCUGAAAUACAAAUGACCUACCUCACAAGGCUUGCUGAAAUUGUAAGAUAAGGAUUGCCCAUAACUCUAGAGCAAAAAAUUCAGUACAGUUUUAACAUAUAUUGCUGCAAAUAAUUCCUUUAUUUAUGUCAAAGGCCCCCCCCCCCGUAUAGUCUCAUAUAGCCUAGAAGAUAGUGAUGGAUAGGAAUAUCCAGAUUAAUGGGUUAUGUUGGCUGGCAACUAGUUCGUACCAACAGGGAUUUAUAUUAUAGCCUCCUUGCCUGAAACUGAUGGCUCAUGAGUCUGAGUUGGGGGCUUGUUAGAAGACGUUGCAAAGCGGUUCCUGGCUCUGAAGCGGGAGUCUCUUUCUUGGAGACUCCUACCACCUGCAUGCUUGUUUGCCAUCGGUUCAACCUGCAAAUAUGUAAAUAAACGGUUUAUUACAAUCACGCCUUCAUCUCUGGAAUUCUCACCUCAU